UCAAAUAAAAUGAUUUCCUAAAAGGGCUCUGUGCACUUAAGGGAGCCUGGUGAUUUGUAUCUGUACAUGUAUAUAGUCACUCUGUGUGGGACAAUGUUUGCCCACUGGGCAAAAUCUAGGAAUUAGUGAAUGAAUUUGAUGCUUUUUCCUCAGGUGGAAAUACUUGGCCUUUUGAUUGCUAUUCUACGUAAAAGUGUUCCUAAUCUACAAGCAGCCACRAAGAUUGGUUUGAUUGAAAGAAUCUUGUGGCGAUUAUCUAAUGAACCAGAAAUUGUGGCACAUAAACUUGUGGAGCUUCUUGGAAUUCUCUCAAGCUACAGUAUCACUGUCAAAGAACUCAAAAACCUGCUUGGAGCCUUAAAAGGAGAAAAGGAAAAAUGGCCCAGACAUGCUAUUAAGUUACUAAAAGUACUGAAACUGAUGCUUGAGAAACAUGGACCAGAUGUCUACUUUAACUUCACUGGACAAGAUGGAGCC
Exaiptasia diaphana is the source of this 477-nucleotide messenger RNA. Its product is annotated as neurobeachin. The record is from RefSeq and is a predicted model, not a curated record. Lineage: Eukaryota; Metazoa; Cnidaria; Anthozoa; Actiniaria; Aiptasiidae.